AUGUACAAAGCGUUGGAAGUUGAAUUUGUAGCAGAACAAUCUGAACAGCUGUCUAGUGAGGAUGAUGAUGAUGAUCUCGAUAGUAGCAGUGGUAGCGAAGAGAUUCCAGAGGCUAGUGGACAAAUACAACAACUAAAAAUCCAAGAAGAAGAUGGCGAAAGGUUAGAAUGUGAGCAGGAACAAGAUCCAGAUAGGAUAAAGAUACACGAAGGAACACUUACUAGCGAGGACGUGCAUUGGAACAUCAAGCUAGGGUCUGUACAUCUAGCCUUUCCUCGUGAUGCUGUAUCUGAGCCCACCCAGAUAACGGUCCAUCGAUGGAAACCCAUGGUCCUGUCCCCGCCUUUGCAGGAGCACGAGGCUCUCGUCAGCAACGUGAUUGAGAUUUCUUCGAACCGUCAAGAAGCUUUCAAAUUUAAAGCUGAAGUUAAGAUUUCAUUCACUCACAGUUCUGCCGGCCUACACGGCUACGAGUUGGUGUUGUACAAACGGACUGACAACGAGACUGGUGCAUGGGAAAAAGUGAUUGAUGUGGAAGACUUCAAAAGCAUCUCAGAUUUUGAAGAAGAAUAUCAAUUUAGCCAAGAUAUUCUCAAUUUCCACUUUCCUGUUGUGCAAGCGGAUAUAACAGAAUGUGCCACAUAUGCAGUAGUGAGUCGUCUCCAUCUUUCCCCUGAAUUCACGAUUACAUCAAAUGGCGGUUCCUUUGUCAUGCCUGAAUAUCCAAGUGUAAGUGUUACCAUCCCGAAAAAGGCUGUUACUUCGAAAACAAGGAUUCCUCUUCGACUGAAGGUGCAAGAAGUGCCAGGUGAAGAGUUUGAGGCUAAUGAUAUACUUAUUGGACCUAUACUGCGAAUAGUUUGCGACAAAACGGUUGAGUUCUUGAAGCCUGUUACCAUAACUCUGCCAGUUUCGUUGGGAGACACGCACCAUGACUUUCCUGAUCCAACGGCAUGCCGGGUAAGAAUAUUGUUUCUGAGCUCUGAUGGUGAACAGAAGGAAUGGAAGGAAAUCACCAACGAUUUGAAGAACCCAGCGACGUUUGACGGGAUGACAGUUAAAUUUCAGGUGGAACGCUUCUCUGGGUACUCGUGUCUUAUUGACUGGUGUACAAAAAGCUUUAGUUAUCAAGGCGUUAUCGGAUAUCUAUCGAGCCUUAUUUGGAACCAACCUCAGCGCGCAGUGUUCUUCGCCUACUUCCCUCAUGAAGAACCCCCUGAUUCUCGAGACAUUUUGUACCUAAUUUGCUGCCCGUCUCAACUUAAAGAGAAGGUGCGGGCUGAAAUUACGAAUCAGGCUAAUGCACCUACUUCAAGUGAUUCAGACUCCCACAUCAUGAUGAUUCCUGGUCGUGAUAAGGCAUACGUCUCCCUUAUUGGAGGGUUCAGAGCGAUUGAGGAAGAUGACAUGGAUGAAUCUUAUCUCCAGUUUAUAAGUGAUGACCUCCAUAAAGUUCAAGUUCCAAUCCGUGUUAUUGAUGACAAAGGACCUCCAGGGGUGAAGUUUUUUAAAACACCGAAGUUUGAAAAAGGCACUCUGCUAUGUGGAUUGUAUUUUCGAUUAUCGCCUCCCAAGAGAAAGCUUAAGAAAACCCCGGUGGAGUUUUUUGGCAUUCCUGUCAAUGAUGAAAUCUUGUCAAAUCCGCGUCCUGAGAAUGUUCUGGGGAUUGGAAAACAAUUCGUUGGUUCAGAGGUGUAUGACGAUCUCCUUUCCCGCUUCAGCAAAGGCAAUAUGAAUCAGAAGCAGACAAUGCAAAGCUUCUAUGAGGCUCUUGCAGGAUUGAAAAUCGAGACCCAAGAUGAGUGUUUUGAGGCCCUUGUCAAGGAAAUGAGCCGCUAUGAAGCAUUUGAGUUUGUGGGGCAUCGACUUCAGGAAGGUAACGACAUUAAAAGGUUUAACAGAGUCGAGAUCGCAGAGGGGCUAAGCUUGGUUGAUUUGCUCUCGGAGAGGGGUAAAGAUGCUGUUUGCAAAUCAUUGAAGACAAAUGCGGACGUGAAGAAAAUUGUAUCAGAAAAAGCGGAGUAUCAUUGGAAAAACCUGGCAAGAGAGCUGGGGCUUGAAGAUGGAAUAAUUGAUGCGAUAUCUGUGGAACAACAAGAUAAAUGCGGAGAAUGCUGUUAUCAAGUUCUACAAAGAUGGUACGAAGAGAAUGGCGAAUCAGCUACUAUCAGAAGAGCCAUGGUGGCACUGACUAGAAUAGGAUUAGCGGACAUCAACAACGACAUUGUAGAUUGUCUUAAUUUGAGACGUUUGGAUCAAAUGGAGUUCGACUCAUAG
Pocillopora verrucosa is the source of this 2277-nucleotide messenger RNA. The record is from RefSeq and is a predicted model, not a curated record. NCBI's taxonomy places the organism in Eukaryota, Metazoa, Cnidaria, Anthozoa, Scleractinia, Pocilloporidae.